Messenger RNA from Varanus komodoensis (Komodo dragon), 2452 nucleotides. RefSeq names its product abhydrolase domain containing 6, acylglycerol lipase (gene ABHD6). Bases 110 to 1123 code for a protein of 337 amino acids. The record is from RefSeq and is a predicted model, not a curated record. NCBI's taxonomy places the organism in Eukaryota, Metazoa, Chordata, Lepidosauria, Squamata, Varanidae. The transcript is spliced from 9 exons.
CCACCCUGAACCUUACAACAGACCACAACAACAGGCCAUCCUUGCUGGGUUCACGUGACACAAGAAGCUGUACUGCUAGAAGGUGAAGCAGAGAAGUGAAGAGAGCAGGAUGGACCUUGAUGUGCUAAACAUGUUCGUAAUAGCGGGGGGCACACUGGCCAUACCCAUUCUGGCGUUCGUAGCAUCGUUCCUGCUGUGGCCUUCAGCACUGAUCAGAAUAUACUACUGGUAUUGGCGUCGAGCCCUGGGCAUGCAGGUUAGGUACGUGAACUGUGACGGCUACCAGUUUUGCUAUUCCUACCGAGGAAGGCCCAGCCACAAAGCCUCUGUGCUCAUGCUGCAUGGAUUCUCUGCCCACAAGGAUAUGUGGCUCUCUGUAGUCAAGUUCCUGCCAAAGAACCUACACUUGAUUUGUGUAGACAUGCCAGGUCAUGAGGGCACAACUCGAUCAUCCUUGGAUGACUUCUCUAUCUAUGGGCAAGUGAAAAGAAUACACCAGUUUGUUGAAUGUAUCAAUCUGAACAGAAAACCCUUUCAUAUGGUCGGAACGUCAAUGGGCGGAAAUGUGGCAGGUGUUUAUGCUGCCCAGUACCCAGCGGAGGUCUGCAGUUUAAGUCUUGUCUGCCCUGCAGGGCUGCCACAUGGCAGAGAAAGCAAGUUCGUGAAGCAGCUGCGGGAGCUGAAGGCGUCCGAGAGCAUGGACAGGAUCCCUUUGAUUCCAUCCACCCCAGAGGAGAUGGCAGAUAUGCUGAAGCUCUGCUCCUACGUUCGCUUUAAAGUGCCCCAGCAGAUCUUGCAGGGUCUCGUUGAUGUUCGCCUCCCACAUAAUGACUUCUACCGAAAAUUAUUUUUAGAGAUUGCAAAUGAAAAGUCAAGAAACUCCCUUUAUGAAAGCAUGAGCAAGAUCAAAGCCACCACACAGAUCAUCUGGGGAAAACAAGAUCAGGUUCUGGAUGUUUCGGGAGCAGAACUUUUAGCAAAAUCAAUUCCUGACUGUCAAGUACACAUUCUGGAAAACUGUGGACACAGUGUAGUUGUGGAACGGCCCAGGAAAACAGCAAAACUCCUCCUUGAGUUUUUAGCUGCUGUACAGAAUGCGGAGAACAAUAAAAAACUGGCUUGAAUGUCCACCAUCGAGUUGGCCCCUUAAGCUAAAUGAUCCAGCCGUGAUGAAAUACUGCUACUUUAAUCAAUUCUCAGGGAUCAUCUUAGACAGAACUUGGUGACUGUGCCAAAAUCCCUGAAAUAACCAGAAUAAUUGAUACAUUUAAUUGUUGCUCUGUCAGUGCAUUGGUUCAUGGGAUCCUGAGCAAUCUGCAGAUAUGUGUGUUGUUGAUGAAGUCCAAUAAAGUUUGUGUUAUCCAGUAUUUUUGGGGGUAGCGAAAGACCCACCAGGUAGAUCUGUGAUUCAACUACCUUAUUCUUCAGGCAUGACCCAUCGGUAAUAUUUUCCACACAUUUUUAAUAGUUCUGUCCAGCUUGGGCUGGAUACUGUGUGUAUUAGUGAGGUGAAGUAGAAAGUGAGCCACAGACCUUCUGUAUCUUGUCCAUUUUCCCAUUCCCCAUCUCUUGUAAAUCCAAUCAUGAGAGAGAGAAGUCCAAAGAGGAACAGGUCUCUUCCCAACAGAUCUUUGAAAAGUUCCUAAAUUAUCUGGAAAACAUGUCCCUACUUACCCAUUGGACUUUACCUAUAGCAUACAUGUAUUAUAAUUAUUUAUAUAAUAUAUAAACUAGAAUAUGACAUGAAAUCAAAAUUUCUAUAUCAUGGAAUGUACUGGCCACUCAUAGGUUUAUGCAGCUAUGUUAUGUGAUCUAGCAUAAUAUCCGACUAAUUGGAACGUAGAUGUCAAUGACAUUUGUUUAAAAUAUAUAGGAACUACGGUAUGGGGCAAAAUAACAGACUGAGAGCUAUGGUAUGUUCCUACCUCCUAGUGCACAUGGCUUUGCAUGAUGAGCAGUUGUUACAAAAGUUUCUGAUGAUCCAGAUGUUUGCUAAAUUGCUGUUUAUGUAGCUCAUUAAUUUAUGUUUUCAGCAGAGAAGGAAGGUAACGCAUCAAUUCUUACUGGGUGGAAAGUUUCAGAGACUCUACAACACUGCGUGUUUACACCAAUAUGUUAUGGAUGAGUUUCUGUAUCCCUCCGUAGCUCGGUUAUGUAUGCACUGCCUUAAAAGUCAGCGAUGCUGAAGUGGUGGUGUCACCUGGCUUGACUGUAAUCAUGACCUGCCCUCUGGUUCUCUGGUACUCAAACUUUAAAGUCAUCAGUUUAGGUAUUCAAGCUUAAGGGGCAAUUCGCUUACUGUAUAGUGCACAUGUGUGUGCAAAUACACACAAACAGGUUUUGUUCCACUGAAAUCAAUGGGACUAUUCCUGAUUUAAGUGGCUAGCAAAUUCUCUGUGAAAAACACUGUUUCUGUACAGUUAAUAAACCAAGUGGAGCCAUUUUGAAGCUA